AUGGAGCGCACAGGGAAGAUCUUUUUCUACGAGGACAAGAACUUCCAGGGUCAUCACUAUGAGUGCAGCAGCGACUGUCCCGAGCUCAACUCUCACAUCCAGCGCUGCAACUCCAUCAGGGUGGAGGGCGGGGCCUGGAUCAUCUACGAGAGACCCCAGUACCAGGGCUACCAGUACGUCCUCAUGAGAGGGGAGUAUCCCAAUUACCAGAGCUGGAACGGCUUCAACGACACCAUCCACUCCUGUCGGCUCAUCAGACAUCCUUCUAGCAUGCACAAGAUCCGCAUCUACGAACGUCCAGACUUCGGAGGCCAGAUGGUGGAGAUCAGCGAGGAUCUGCCCAACCUGAUGGACCAUUGGCGCCACCGUGACAUUCAGUCGGCUCACGUCCAGGACGGCGUCUGGGUUUUCUACGAGCAUCCAAACUACAUGGGACGCCAAUACCUGCUGGAGAAGGGCGAGUACAGACGGCACUCAGAGUGGGGGGCCCUUCAUCCGUCUGUGGGCUCCAUUAGACGUGUCGGGGACUCAUCUUAA
Anoplopoma fimbria (sablefish) is the source of this 537-nucleotide messenger RNA. RefSeq names its product gamma-crystallin M2-like. The transcript has 3 exons. Gene Ontology annotation, molecular function: structural constituent of eye lens. Bases 1 to 537 code for a protein of 178 amino acids. Lineage: Eukaryota; Metazoa; Chordata; Actinopteri; Perciformes; Anoplopomatidae. Gene Ontology annotation, biological process: lens development in camera-type eye; visual perception. The record is from RefSeq and is a predicted model, not a curated record.